AUAUUCCUGCUGUAUUCAUCGGCCUACAAUCCAGUCAUCAGUUACUAUGCGGAAUACGACAAUGAACUGUCUGUUGGCAUAUUUUGGGACACACAAACCCUGGACUUUAUCUGCUGUCAGCUGCGUCUGACACUUUUACUCAACGUCACGAUAGAACUUCGAAAAUGGCAUCACAUCUGCCUGGCCUCUGAUCUAAAGACGCGACGCUAUAAGCUGGCCAUUGAUGCUCACUAUGAAGAAGGAGACCUCCCAGUGAUUGGUACAGAAAUGCUUCAUGUGGACAGAAAAGGUAGAUUUGUAAUAGGCCAAGAGUUGGACUCACUCGAAGGUGGCUUUAAUUAUCGUCAAUCCACACACGGCGAUAUAGCUCAGCUCCAGCUCUUCCCCACAGCACUUGAUCAGUCCCAUCUCGAGACUUAUGUUAAAUGUAACACUCCAAAAACGGACUUAAAGCCAAUAUUUUCUUUCGGUGAAGAAAUGGCUGAUUUUCAAAUACGUGGAUCUGUAGCAAAAUCAGAGGUUAAUCUUAAGGAGCUGUGCAAAGAAAAGCGAGAACUCUUCAUGCUGCCAGAGAAAAGGAUUUUUCGCAUCGCUCGUGAUGCUUGUAGGAGGAUGAAGGGUCUUCUAGCUGUUCCUCGAAAUGAGUCUGAGAACAGAGAGAUAUAUAAUGAAAUCAUUAGGUUUAAUGAACAGUGCGUUGAUGCAUAUGGCUCAAUCUACUGGAUAGGUGGAAAAGGAGAUGUUCAGACAGGUAAGUGGCUCCGCCUGGACGAUAGAGCCGAGUUCUCAUGGACCAACUUUGAAACUGGGUAUGGGAAAGUUUCGGAUUAUAGGAACUGCAUGAGUGCUGGGGGGAAGAGCUUUCCUUACAUGUGGUUUGCUACCAACUGCGAGUUCUAUGCUUGUCCACUAUGCAAUUUUUCUGAUGCUGCUUCCUUUACUGUUAGAGGACUUUGUAAAGAUACACUCAUUGACCAUUCAUUGUCAUUAUACGACUACAAAAACGACAAGCCACAAUUUGUUGGCCAGUUUUAUACAAGCAUAUACUGGGACAAUGAAACGAUGACAUGGACAAUAGGAAACCGUGCUGAAAAAAAUCUCUGGGGCGCCAUGGAGAUGACAACACAUGAUGAUUAUCCAGUUGGAGUAAAGACCUGGAACAUCACUGGGGAUAAAUGUGCGUCUAAUGUUGUAAAGAUGCUAAUCACAGCAUGUAGCUCCAGUGAGUACACGUGUGAUGACGGUAUGUGCAUUAAGAAAAAUCAGCGCUGCGACAUGAUCAUAGACUGUCCCGACAAUAGUGAUGAGGCCAACUGCAGCAUCAUUCAGAUCCCGUUUGGCUAUUCCACACAGCUACCUCCACCCAAACCCACAGGCUCGCCACUUCCCAUCAGAUUCUUCAUUGGCAUCAUUUCCGUUAGAGAAAUUAAUAUACUGGGCUUCAAAAUGGCCAUUGAUGUCACUCUACAACUUCGCUGGAGAGACAAGAGGCUGCUCAUGAAAAAUCUGCAGGAAAAUACAAUCGCAAACAAGGUACAGGAUCCAGAAAAUGUGUGGCAGCCAACCAUGCAGAUCGAAGAUGGAUCAACUAGUCUUGCCGAUGUGAUGCUCAGGUCCGAAGCAUUGAUGGUUGAAAGACAGAGCGCUCCAGCUCCUGAUGACGAAUCCAGGGUUCAUGAAGACGACCUUUACCUGGGCGCAGAGAACACGCUCUACUUGCACCAGGUCAACACCAUAGGCUUCACCUGCCAGUUCCAGCUGCAGAGGUAUCCGUUCGAUAAGCAGAUGUGUUCGCUCACCUUCAGACUCAUCGGCGUUUCCACAGAUUUCAUCGUCUUGAUGCAGGACGGUAUCGGCGUUGACUUCCUGGGGCAGAGAAUGCUCCUGGAAUACGAGGUGACGUUGGUCAACAUGACCUUCAUUAACAAUUCGAGGGACGACGUCGGUCAAAAGGUGGCGAUAGAGCUGAGGAAUCUCUACGGAUACUACAUCAGCAACACCUACAUCCCUACAACGCUUCUGGUCAUCAUCUGCUACCUCACCCUCUUCUUCGACCUCAGCGAUUUCACGAAUCGUGUGAUGGUGUCACUGACUUCGCUCCUGGUGUUGUCUUCCCUCUUCACCCAGACGAGUCAGAGCAUUCCAAGGACGGCUUAUCUCAAGCUCAUCGACUUGUGGUUCGUCGUGCUUAUCAUCAUCGUGUUCCUGUUCGUCCUCGUUUUAGUGGUCAUUGAAGGCCUCCGUCUUAGGGGUCAGAACCAAUCUAAGGUCCUUGCCCCCUUCAGACCGAAGUGGGUCACUUCGGAAAGUGUUUCGAAGCUGUCAAAUCAUCAUGUUUGGGGCACGGAUCCACAUUCUAUCAACGUUGCUACUCAAGUCAUAAUGCCGGUUCUCAUUGGGAUUUUCAUUGCUGUUUAUACAAGUGUCUGUUAUUCUGGGCUGUAG
Molecule: messenger RNA, 2445 nt
Organism: Macrobrachium nipponense
Lineage: Eukaryota; Metazoa; Arthropoda; Malacostraca; Decapoda; Palaemonidae
Exons: 8
Coding region: 268-2445 (725 amino acids)
Biological process (GO): monoatomic ion transmembrane transport; signal transduction; nervous system process
Cellular component (GO): synapse; neuron projection; plasma membrane
Molecular function (GO): neurotransmitter receptor activity; protein binding; transmembrane signaling receptor activity
Source: RefSeq, a predicted model, not a curated record